Ailuropoda melanoleuca (giant panda) is the source of this 3021-nucleotide messenger RNA. It is a transcript of the gene BRME1, whose product is annotated as break repair meiotic recombinase recruitment factor 1. Gene Ontology annotation, biological process: double-strand break repair involved in meiotic recombination. NCBI's taxonomy places the organism in Eukaryota, Metazoa, Chordata, Mammalia, Carnivora, Ursidae. The record is from RefSeq and is a predicted model, not a curated record. The transcript has 10 exons. Bases 306 to 2405 code for a protein of 699 amino acids.
GGCGGCCAGGGUCUGGCCAUUCCACACUUUUAGGUGGCCGGGGUGGAGUUAGUGUGGGUCUGGUCGCCAGAAGUCUGGUCCACAGCGCUUGGGCUUCGGGUCUUCCCGCCCUUCAGCUCGAGACCCCCCGGCUGCCUGGUCUGCGUGAGGGCCAAGUUUGCCUUUUAUUUUCUAAAAAAAUCCUAUCGCAAAUAAUUUAACCAAAUUGUUCCCCAACAGAUCCAGGCAGACCUACUCAGUUCCUGAUAAGGACAAAGGGACUUUUACAACUUCUUUGGCCCAGAUUUUUUCAAGAGAAGGAGAAAAUGAGUAAGAGGAAGAAGCUUCGGACUUCAGGAGGAGAAGGAGUCCGUCCUCCGAAGGCCCCAAAGAACCCAAGGCUAGGAGACUCUGAUGGACCCCCCCAGAGUUCUGAGUGGGACUCUUUGUGUCUCCCUGAAGAGUUGGAAGGCAGAUCAGGACCCAUUCCCUCUGCUGAGCAGAGGACAGAGGAACCAGUACAGACAGCCCCCAGCUCCCAUGAUGAGGAAGCAGGAGCUCCCUCCAGGCUCCUCAGGCAACCAGAAAAGGAACCAGUUCCCUCUCCUCUUUCCCAGAAUUCAGCCAGGAGGUUUGUACCCCAGUUUGCAAAACCCAGAAAGACAGUGACAAGACAAGCAGAGCUGAGGGAAGAGGACCUCAAGGAUGGAGCCCCUGCAAUCAGCCAGGAAAUGCCGCCAGAGCCCAGUGCCCAGCAGCCCGGAAGCCAGCUGCAGGAGGAGUCCCUAGGGCUUGCUCCCUGGGAAGCUGGGAAGCUGGGUGCCCAAACCCAGGUAGACAGCACCCACCAUGAGCACAGAGACCAAAAUCCCAUGACACCUGUGCCUGGCACUGGGAAUCCUCAUCCCUCAGCCUCCAUUGAUGCCUCUCCAGAAUGGGGGACACUGCCCUUGGCCUCUGAGAGGGCCAGCCAGGACCACCUUUCAGAGCAAGGAACCAACACACCAGAUGGUGAAAGCAGGGAGGGGUGUUGCAUUCUAGGCUAUCAUGGCCAGAAAGGGCUCCUGCUGCGCAGUGAUGCUGAAGAGGAGUCAGACCGAGGAGCACUUCAGGAAGCAGGUGCCCAAAGGCGAGCAGAGGCUGCCCUGCCUGAGAGGCAUCAGGAGGAAGGAGACAGUGUCCUAGAUCCCAUCACUCAGGGCCCAGAGCCCAGCUCUGCAGCCCACGGCCUCUCUGACCCCAUGCAGAUACCCAGAAAGGCUGGCAGGGAAGCAGAAGAGAGUUGUAGCAGCCCAAGACACUCCUCCCUUGAGACCGUUGCCAUCACAGAUGUGAGCGCAAACCCCACUGAGCUCGAACAGAGGGCUCCAGAGGUGGCCAGGCCAGACGAACAGGCCAACGCCAGGGCACCUACCUGUCCCAGUGGGAAGGCCCCUGAUGGAGGCUGCAGUGGGACCCUGCUCAGUUGCACACCUCUCACUGGGGAAACAAGAUGUGGAGGGGAGGCAGGGUGGGAAGACAAGCCCCCUGGCAACAUCUUGGGGGGCCCUGCAGCCUCCCUGGCUCUGGAUCACAGGAUAAGAGAGGCCACAAUAGGUGCUGGAGAUUCCGGUCUUCUAGCCUCGGAAAUGGGCGUAGGUGUUGAUCAGACAAAGGUGGCUGGCCUGGAUCGAGAGGGGCAGGGAGAUGUGUGUGUGCUGCCUUUGCUGUUGCAGCCCACAGGUAAAAAAGCCGCUGAGUUAGAUCACCAGAGCCCUGAACAAGACCUCAAGGGCUUCAGUCUGUCUCUUGGAGCCUUUGCUCUACCAGUGCACAGAGAAGCAGUGGAUGGCCCUUCCCAGGAGACCAGGGCCUUCCAGGGCAGCAUAGAUGCCUCCGUGGACCCCACAGGCUGGUCUGAGCCCCCUCCUGGCUCUGCAGACCAGGAUGUGUUGGGGAAGUCCCCAACCAUGGAACCUGACUUCCUGCCAGACAGCCAGAUACGGGAUGCCCUGGAAGCCCCUGACUUUGAAGCCUCACCUGCACAGACACUGCAGGAUGAGCAGGAGACGGUGCCACGUCUCAGCUGCCAGGAACAGAGCCAUCGGCCAACACAGUUCCCUAUAGGGAGCAGGCUGGACUCUUCUUGGCCUGGCACAAGCCCAGAUGCUGAUGGAGGCCUUCUCACGGAGCUCCAGCUGAGGACCCGCGUGGGGAUCAAGGCCUGUGAAGCCGCCAGGUUGGAGGAUGCAACAGACACCGUGCAGGGUCUUGUCGUUGAGCUCUCCAGCCUGAACCGACUGGUCAUGAGCACCCACCGGGACCUGGAGGCCUUCAAGCGCCUCAGCUACCGGAAGGCGAGGCUGGCAGGGAAAGCCCCGGCACCCUACACAUCCAAGGGGGCUGGGAAUCUCCCUCCAGGGGAGCGGUCCUGGAGGGAUUUGUAGAUUACUUCCAGACCACCUCAGGAGCGCCUGGUGUGCACACGUGCGCAAGCUCACAGCGCCUGUGCGUGUUUGCUCUGCGCUGGCCCCCAGAAGUGCUGCUGCCAAACAGCUGGGAACAAUCCCUCAGCAGACCCUGGAAACCCUACAGGACCCUGUGUGCCCCCCGGUUUAUCCUAUAAGAUGCUCCAGCAGGUCCUAGUGGGCCCCAGAAGCCUCCCCUCAGACAACCCGGAAGUCAGCUUCCCAUGGGAAACAUAAGAGGCCAGGCCCAUGUCAACAGCCUCCCUUGGGAGUCACUGAGGGACGGAACUUGAUCACCCCUGGGGCGAUAGCAAAGGCCACAGGCAGGAGGCUGGAGGCAGGCAGCAGGAGGCUGGCUGUGCCCCCCUCCCUCCAGAAGCCAGCUGCUUCUGAGCAGAGCCCAGAGCCACCCAGAUGUUUAUCUGGAUUUGCAAAUUUCGCUCUUUAGCUCAGGUUAUGGGAGGUUCAGAAUUUGUUUCUUUCCUGGCGGAGAAAAGGGCUCCCUUUGUUGGUGAUACCUUUGUUUUUCUCCAGAUUUCCAUUUUAUUUCUUCUGGUUAGACCAUUAAUAAAUGAUUCCCUAGUGUGGAUCUGUG